CUUUGAGCAUUUUACUAAAGUAUCUUCAAGUGCGCAAUGGAAAGCAACUGAAUACGCCAGCGAAUAAAAACCAGUGACUGAGUGAGAUACAAAUUAGUCUCAAAGUAGAAAUCCAAGCGAUAACUUCUCAAUUGUGCGGAGCAAAAAGUCGAUUUGUGCAAAAGCAAAUAAUAAGAGAACAGCAGAAACAGCAGAAAAGUUGACAAGUGGAAACGUAGUAAACAUUGUUUUGAAUUAAAAGAGAAGACACCCAUACAAACAUACAAAGAUAACCAAAAUUUGUUUCGGCAAAUAAUAAUUUUUCGUGAAUAAAUCAAUAAAUUUGUGUUAAGGAGUCCAUAAAAUGGCUGAUGCUAACAAGAGGAAUAUCCCCAUCAAAUUGGGCGACUUCAGCAUUAUUGAUACAGAAUUCUCGAGCAUUCGUGAACGCUUCGAUGCGGAAAUGCGCAAAAUGGAAGAGGAGAUGAACAAGUUCCGGCAUGAGUUGAUGUCGCGCGAGGCAAACUUCUUCGAGUCCAGCAGUUCUACUAAAAAGACAACGACUACAACCAGCAGCAGCAGCGCACCAAACUCACUCUCCCGUCCAGCACCCAGACAGAACUACAUCUCUGACAUUAGUUCACCACUCAUUCAGGAGGAUGGCGAUAACAAAAUGCUGAAAUUGCGUUUCGAUGUGAGCCAAUACGCCCCCGAAGAAAUCGUUGUCAAGACUGUGGAUCAGAAAUUGAUGGUGCAUGCCAAACACGAAGAGAAAUCGGACACGAAGAGCGUCUACAGGGAAUACAACCGUGAGUUCCUCUUGCCAAAGGGUGUUAAUCCGGAAUCGAUUCGCUCGUCGCUCAGCAAGGAUGGCGUUUUAACCGUGGAAGCGCCACUGCCCGCCAUCACAUCUGGCGAAACGAUGAUUCCCAUUGCACAUAAGUAAAUUAAUAACAACAAAAAAGCAACGACAUGAUUAUGUAGCAACAACUGCCGCAGGAGAGUAAACAAAAUAAAUAACAAUAACAACAACAACAACAACUACAACCAGAACUAGUGAGCAGUAAUAAAGCAGUUGUUACUAGAGGUCCGAACAAAAAAGCAAAAACUACCAGGACGCUACUUUUAAUUACUUAAAUAAAAAAAAUAUAUAUACAUA
Rhagoletis pomonella (apple maggot) is the source of this 1138-nucleotide messenger RNA. Its product is annotated as heat shock protein beta-1. The record is from RefSeq and is a predicted model, not a curated record. Gene Ontology annotation, molecular function: protein folding chaperone. Gene Ontology annotation, biological process: protein refolding; response to heat. NCBI's taxonomy places the organism in Eukaryota, Metazoa, Arthropoda, Insecta, Diptera, Tephritidae.